AUGCUGGGAAAUCUUCCGAAACCAGCACAAAUAGGACGCAAAGCAAUAGGUAUCCCAAGUAGACCAAGGACAUCUGUGAGUCCCUCUGAUCCAAGCCAAAUACGAGGUCCAUUGAAGAGAAAACCAAGUACUGAAUAUACAUCUAAUAUAAAUAUAAUAUCCAGAUCUGCAGUACCAACGCAAUCAACAGCAGCCAAAAGACCACAACCUAUUUCUAGAGAUGUGUUGGAGAAGGCGAGGGCACGAAGAGCAACAUUAACACCCAAAACUUCAAAUACGAAAUAUGACCAACCUAAAGAAGUACCAAAUACGAAGCUCUUAACAAAGGACAAGGUUAUAAUUAUUAAUGAUGAAAUAAGAGAAAAAACUGAAAAAAAAAAAAUCGCAACUUCAGCAGCUCCUCAAGCUGAGUUACUAAAUGUAAGGAAGGAAUUAGAGGAAUUGAAAAAGAAAUAUAAAGAGCAGAAUGAGAUACUUUCUAAGAGUGAGGAUCUCAAUAAAGCCAAUUUAUCAGCAAUGGCACAACUAGCAGCACUCAAAGCUAAGGAACUUAAACAAAGAAGAGAACUUGAGUCUGAAAAAAAGUUUAGAAAAAUCACACAUCAGAAUAACAUAGAUCAUAUCAAACAACUACUUACAGAAUGCCAUAACCGAUUUGAAGAUGGUCCACAAGUAUCUUCGCUUCUCGGAGUGUCCCAUGUGACAUCUCCUAAAUGUCAAGUUGAAAAAUCAAGAAUUUUAAGUAUUAUGGAUAUAUUAAGUUGUGAGGAGAAUUUCAAACCAGAAUUAGUAAAACAACUAGAGUGUAUUGAAGAAUGUAAUGCAAAUAUUUGGGGGCUUGGGCCAAGAGACUUGAGUGAAUUACUCGACGUUGCUACUUUCUUUGGUGGUCCUCAAGUAAAUGUAGAUCUUAUCAAAACCCAAGUGCAAAGUUUGAAUUGGUAUUUAUCUCAAACUAAUUAUGAGGAAGGAAUGAAUAUACACAUAGAUAAAACAGUAAGAGAUAUCAUGUUAACCUUGGAAUCUAUCCCCUUUAAUACUAUCAGUAUGGAAGACUUAGUAACUCUCUUAUUAGUUCCACUUUUUUCAACAAGUCAUUAUAGUUACAUAACCCAAUUAUUCACGCUAUUUGAUAUUGAUAAAGAUGGUUACAUAUCAACAGAAGAUUUUAGAGAUUUACUCAAAGAGAUUGAAUGGGACGGAGUCUUUACCAAUGAAGAAAUAGACUACUUAUUUAGCUGUGUAAAACGAUCCAGUAAACAGGAGUCUCAAUCUAGAUCAAAUAAGCUUAUCAAUGAGACAGACUUUAUUAAUUUCUUUAGUGUGAUAUUGCAAUAUUAG
Messenger RNA from Cryptosporidium muris RN66, 1341 nucleotides. RefSeq names its product EF hand family protein. Bases 1 to 1341 code for a protein of 446 amino acids. The record is from RefSeq and is a predicted model, not a curated record. The transcript has a single exon. NCBI's taxonomy places the organism in Eukaryota, Apicomplexa, Conoidasida, Eucoccidiorida, Cryptosporidiidae. Gene Ontology annotation, molecular function: calcium ion binding.